Messenger RNA from Cucurbitaria berberidis CBS 394.84, 2172 nucleotides. RefSeq names its product FAD/NAD(P)-binding domain-containing protein. Gene Ontology annotation, molecular function: flavin adenine dinucleotide binding; NADP binding; N,N-dimethylaniline monooxygenase activity. The record is from RefSeq and is a predicted model, not a curated record. The transcript has 4 exons. Lineage: Eukaryota; Fungi; Ascomycota; Dothideomycetes; Pleosporales; Cucurbitariaceae. The coding region runs from base 173 to 1984 and encodes 603 amino acids.
GGUAAAUCUACUCGUCACUGGCCCUUUUGGUUUAAAAGAGAGAGGUAAACCUUGGACGACUCGUGAAUGAACCUUCGCAUCUCACUAAACAAACCAAUAUUCUUUCAUUCAUCCACUUGAGCCGAGAUUCUAGCAAACCAUUUCUCCUUCUUUUGAUCAUACAAUCGCAGUGAUGGGCUCUAUCAUUAUCGAUGCUCUGCCAGAGGCUGUUCCAACGAUUGCGUUGAAGAAGCCGGAGCCGCUGGUCAAGGAGAUCACGCUGGAUCACGGCCUCAGUAAUGGAGCGAAGACUUCAUAUAAGAUUAUGGAACAACCGAGCAGAGUGGGCCGCAAACUUCGCAUUAUUGUUGUUGGAGCAGGAGCAAGCGCUAUCAAUUUUGCGCAUGAAGUCCAAGAAAGCUCGCUGGACCUUGAACUCACCUGCUACGAUAAGAAUCCUUCCGUGGGCGGCACAUGGUACGAAAAUAGGUACCCUGGAUGCGGUUGCGACAUUCCCUCAGUGAACUACCAAUUAUCAUGGGCACCAUCUUCAGAUUGGUCAUCGUACUACUCAAGUGCAGGCGAGAUUUUGGCGUAUUUCAAAGGCAUUGUCGAUAGAUACAAUCUAAUGCAAUACAUCAAACUCAGCCACAGAGUCGUUGGGGCACAUUGGAACGAAGAGGAGCAGCUGUGGCAUGUCAAGAUCCAAAGGGGAGAUGAUCCCAACGAUGUAUUCGAGGAUACAGCAAACGUUUUCAUCAACGCCAGCGGGGUCUUGAACAAAUGGAAGUGGCCCGCAAUCGAGGGUCGAGAGUCCUUCAAAGGACCAAUGCUUCAUAGUGCUAAUUGGGAUGAUACUGUUGAAUUGAAAGGGAAGCGCGUAGGUGUAAUCGGCUCGGGUUCAUCAGCUGUGCAGAUUGUUCCCAGCAUUCAACCCCUCGUUGGUCAUAUGAAGUGUUUCAUUCGCAGCUCUAGUUGGGUAACUGGGGGUUUCGCCCAAAAGUUUGCUGGAAAAGGCGGCUCAAACUUCAAGUACAAUGAAGAGCAAAAGAGUAUUCUGGCGAAUGACCCUAAGAAAUAUCUUGCUUAUCGGAAGAAGAUCGAAUCUGAACUGAACUCAAGAUUCAAAUUCAUUCUCAACGGCUCCCAAGAGCAGCAAGAAGCCAGACAGUAUGCUGAACAAGAAAUGCGGAGAAAAUUGGCGGCGAAACCCGAGAUUGCCGAUCACAUUGUUCCUAAGAACUUUGCUGUCGGAUGUCGACGACCGACGCCUGGAAACGGCUAUCUCGAGGCAUUGUGCGAGGAUAAUGUAACCGUCGUGAGCGAUGCCAUUGAAACCAUCACCCCGCGAGGAAUCAGAACAAAAGAUGGAGUUGAGCAUGAGUUUGACGUAUUAGUCUGCGCCACUGGAUUCGACGUCAGCUGGCGUCCGGCUUAUCCUACCAUCGGACGUGACGGCAAAAGCCUCAACGAAGAGUGGAAGGACAUUCCCAACACAUAUCUUUCCGUCACCGUACCUCAUUUCCCCAACUAUCUCAUUUUCAACGGACCGUUCGGACCUUACGGCCACGGAAGCUUCCUUCCGAUUACCGAGCUCAUGGCCAAGCACUUUAUGAAGAUGCUGGACAAGAUGUCUGCCGAGGAAGUUUCAUCUUUUGAACCAAAAGUGGACGCUGUCAAAGACUUUAUCGAGCACCGCAGGCAGUUCUUGCCUCGGACCGCCUGGUCAUCACCUUGCCGAUCAUGGUUCAAGCAGGGAACUGUCGAUGGAGAGAUCAUGAUGUGGCCGGGAUCACGCAUCCAGUUCUUUGAGACCAUGGAGAACCCUAGAUGGGAGGACUACAAUCUGACGCACACAACGUCAAAUCGCUUUGGCUAUUUUGGUAACGGAUUUGCUGCCCGAGAAUUCAAUGGCGGCGACCUGAGUUGGUACCUUGGCCUGUUAGAUGGGGAGGACAGGCAGCCUGAGCUCUCAGAAGACUAUCUCCAAGAGUUCAUGGCCUAGAUGGUAACUAUUCAUUAGAUCACAUUACAUUUAUGUACACGGAUAAGAUACGAGGUGCCCAACAUGCAUCAUGAGUUCUUCUGAUCAUAUUUGGCGAUUGUGCCAGUGAAUAUGUUCUCGCUUACAGUAGAUAGAGCUAUAGACUAGCCCUACAGAUUUGGCGACCAUUUAGCUAUCAUAAUCUUGAC